UCGCGUGCCCGCAACCCCGCCCCGCCCGGUCCGGGCUGCAAGCGCCCGCCGGCCGCUUCCGCUCUCGGCGCAGGCGCGGCAGCUCGGCCGGAGAGCGGCGGGGGUCGGGCGAGGAGCGGACGGCGCUGGCCAGGAUGGUGCUGGAGAGCGUGGCCCGCAUUGUGAAGGUGCAGCUCCCCGCGUAUCUUAAGCGGCUCCCAGUCCCCGAGAGCAUUACCGGGUUCGCCCAGCUCACAGUUUCAGAAUGGCUUCGGUUAUUGCCUUUCCUUGGUGUACUUGCACUACUUGGCUACCUUGCGGUUCGUCCAUUUCUCCCGAAGAAAAAGCAACAGAAGGAUAGCUUGAUUAAUCUUAAAAUACAAAAGGAAAAUCCCAAAGUGGUGAAUGAGAUAAACAUUGAAGAUUUGUGUCUUACUAAAGCAGCUUAUUGUAGGUGUUGGCGUUCUAAGACGUUUCCUGCCUGUGAUGGUUCACAUAAUAAACACAAUGAAUUGACAGGAGAUAAUGUGGGUCCACUAAUACUGAAGAAGAAGGAAGUAUAAUAGUAAUGAAUUAGAGUGGAAUUCAAUUGUGUGCUGUAAAAACUUAUAACAGUAUUUUUCCAUUCUUUGUUUAUAGAAGAUCUUUCAAAUGGUGGUCUUAAUUAUUGCUACUGGUUGAAUAAUUAUUUCUGCCAAUUUAUUUUCUUGUUACACUACUGUUUAUAUUUGAUACUUUGUAUAUUCAAACAGUCAUUUAUAUAAAAAUUAAAUUGUGCAACCCUUUCAUUCUGACUUCAAAGAAUUAAUGUAUCUUCCUACAAUAAAACCAACAUGUUUAAAUUUUAAUUGAGAAAGCUUUUGACAGUGAGUCCAAAGCUGUUUGUUUGAAUGUCAAUAUUUUCAAAAGAAACUGUACUUUAAAAAUUUCUCUCUACAUUAUUAAAUAUAUUAUUUUUUAGUGCU
This is a messenger RNA of Orcinus orca (killer whale), 944 nucleotides long. It is a transcript of the gene CISD2, whose product is annotated as CDGSH iron sulfur domain 2. The coding region runs from base 135 to 542 and encodes 135 amino acids. The record is from RefSeq and is a predicted model, not a curated record. The transcript has 3 exons. Lineage: Eukaryota; Metazoa; Chordata; Mammalia; Artiodactyla; Delphinidae. Gene Ontology annotation, molecular function: 2 iron, 2 sulfur cluster binding. Gene Ontology annotation, biological process: autophagy of mitochondrion; regulation of autophagy. Gene Ontology annotation, cellular component: intracellular membrane-bounded organelle; mitochondrial outer membrane.